Brienomyrus brachyistius is the source of this 4657-nucleotide messenger RNA. RefSeq names its product UDP-Gal:betaGlcNAc beta 1,4- galactosyltransferase, polypeptide 3 (gene b4galt3). Lineage: Eukaryota; Metazoa; Chordata; Actinopteri; Osteoglossiformes; Mormyridae. The record is from RefSeq and is a predicted model, not a curated record. Gene Ontology annotation, molecular function: glycosyltransferase activity. Gene Ontology annotation, biological process: galactosylceramide biosynthetic process; carbohydrate metabolic process. The transcript is spliced from 9 exons. The coding region runs from base 1187 to 2470 and encodes 427 amino acids.
UGAGUUUUUAAAGCUGUAAAGAAUGAAAAGAUGUGUCUGUAUUGCCUUUCUAUCUGCCUCUAUGUCUGUCACACAUCACACAUGCCAACGACCCGUGUUAAUGAUUACAACGACAGACCGUUUUCUCAGUAGAAAAAAAGACAUUUCAAUGCGGUACUCCAUUUACAGUCAAUUCCGUAAAUAAAGAAAAAUGACCACAUUAUCGUUUCAUUUUAAAAUAUCUACAACUCAUUUCGAGUUUUACAAUCGGUUUCCUUUUCAUUAAUAUAUCGAUUCUAAAUUCAUUUUUAACGAACACGACCUGACGUUUUAGCUUUCUUAAAAUGUUAGAAAAAGGCAAUCUUACGUUACAAAAUUAUGGGGCAGAGACCUGCCAAGUAAUUACAAGAGAUACAGCAGCCGUUCAUGCAUGAGCUGCCAACACUGAGCUCCGGCCGCUUCCGGCCGCAUCCGAAAGGCUUCGGCGUCUCUGUCACCCGCCAUUGCGCUUCUUCUUCACAUCAAUCGACGUCACAAGGUUGAGGCUCUUGGGGGGACGGUGCGGCGCUCCUGGACGCUGCGGCCGGGGACAGCGUCGGUAGAUGCAUAUAGCCGAGGACUACACACCUUGGGAGAGUAACGGGACUCGGGCAGCGUCGCAUGGGGCUAUUGUGAGGGUCUGUGGGCGAAGAGGUGGGCAUGCCGCCAAAGCCGCUCUGGUCCUGGAACAUGAGACUAAGGGUGGGGCAGCCGAGGUAUUACCACCUCCACCAGUCAGUUAAUUGGCUGUAACGCUGUCUGUACUGGACUGAUCUGGACUGGAAAAGCCUGGAAUGAGCCAUCACAUAGGUAACAGAGUUCUUUCGGUGCCCCAUAUCUGCUGGAUUAGCUGUGCUCCUUGUACAUCCAGCUCUACUGAAAAGUGUGCUGUCUGGCUUAUUUAGCCUUUAACCUUCUUAUUUCCCUUUCUGAGUAAUAUUUUGUAAUUUUGUCAUCUCUAUUCUCUUUUGUCAUCUCUUCUCACUCGUGUCCUGAAUGUCACUGACUCAUGUUUUUACUACAUAAUUAAGAACAAAAUACCUCUUUUAACAUUUGAACCCCUUAACCACUUGCAACAUUUCAAAUCACUGUUAAAUCAUCCGUAUUUCUGGAAAAGCUCAGAUAUCAACCUGCCCGCUCUACCAUUUUCAAAUUCCUUCUAGGCACCAUGCUGUGUCUUGGUCGUAUGUUUGACUCCCCCUGCACCCUGGCUAUGUUGGUGGGCUUCCAGUUUGCCUUCGUGCUGUACUUCUCCCUGGGUGGGUUCCGUGGCCUCGUAUCCGUCCUGGUGCGAUCCUCCGAACCAGAGUUUGACUACUCACGUCCUCAUGACGUGUACACCAAUCUCAGCCUGAUCGGGGCCCUGCUGUCUGGAUACACUGGGGCCCCCGGGAAUACUCAACCCAGGAGAGACUGCCCUCUGCUUUCACCCUUGCUAGUGGGCCCUGUGUCUGUGCGUCUGUCUUCCCCUCUGUCCCUGGAUGAGAUUAGUGAGAAAAACCCCCUGGUGUUACCUGGGGGGCGCUAUAGUCCCCCCGACUGUGAGCCCCGUCACCACACAGCCAUUGUGGUCCCCUACCGGAACAGGCAGUCGCACCUACGUGCCCUGCUCUACCACCUGCAUCCCUUCCUACAGAGGCAGCAGCUUCAUUAUGGCAUCUAUGUGGUGCACCAGACAGGAAACUCAACAUUUAACCGUGCAAAACUGCUGAAUGUAGGGGUGCGUGAGGCCCUGAGAGAUGGGGAAUGGAGCUGUGUGUUUCUGCAUGAUGUUGACCUCCUGCCUGAGAAUGACCACAACACUUACACCUGUCACACCCAGCACCCCACGCACCUCUCUGUCGCCAUGGACAAAUUUGGAUACAGGUUGCCGUAUCCUCAGUAUUUUGGAGGGGUGUCUGCUGUAACGCCUGACCAGUACCUCAGAAUGAAUGGCUUCCCAAACCAGUACUGGGGAUGGGGUGGAGAGGAUGAUGACAUUGCAGCCAGAGUACGUCUGUCAGGGAUGAAGAUAGUUCGACCCCCGGUGACAGUUGGACAUUAUAAAAUGAUUAAGCACAAGGGUGACAAGGGCAACGAGGAGAACCCACACAGGUUUGAUCUCUUGAGUCGGACCAGGAGGAACUGGCGCUCCGAUGGCCUCAGCUCACUCACCUAUGAACUGCUUUCCAAAAAGCUGGAGCCACUGUACACUAACCUGUCGGUGAGCAUUGGUGGUGACCCGUACAAACCGUCCCAGAAAACCCAGCCAACAAAACAAAACAUGCCCACUCUAGCCAAAGCUGUAGAAAUGAAAGUCAAAGAGGAUACGGAUGGUGCUGCAAACGGAAGUCAAGGUCACCAGGCUGCGGUUAAUAUGACCAGUGAGGGGAAGAGGAGGCUCAAGUACAGUGUGGAUGGAGCCAAGGAUAAAGAACCUCUGGUUAGUCACGCAACAGCUCGGAUGACGUAGUAAGCAGGUCCUCACCAACUAGUUUUUUUUUCCUUCACCUUUUUGUCAAAGGCUGCUGAUACAUUGUCCCCAUUACUUUCAAAUUUGAAAAUAGUUAUUUACCUUGAUCCUCUUUGUGCCUUUCAGUUUUUGUGAACAAAAGUUUUAACUAAUUACCAGGACUAUUAUUUUAUUUCUUUUUCCUUCUGUGAACAAGUGGCAUAGCAGUCAUGACUUUCUUCAGUGGAUGUUUUGCCACCUUCCUGUGGUUUCUGUCCAUCCAACCACUGCUCAUCGUAUUGCUUUUUUUCCCCUUCAGUUAGUUUUAACCAACUUUAUGGACAUCAUGCUGAUAAUCUCGUUUUGUUCAGCUUUACCAAAAAAAAGUAGCUUUUGCUGAGUAUCUGAUUCACAAAAGAAUUUUCAUGGCAGCUUUUGCUGAGUUUUGCUGAGUAUUUUCAUGGGCAAAAAUUGCCGAAUACAGACUUCAACAAAAUUCUGACAUGGCAACAAAAUACUACCUGUCGAUAAAUUAUCUGGACUGGGGUACUGCAAACCAUCUGUACCAGUUCACCCAUUAGUAUACCUGCUAACACUCCUAUUUCUUGGGGGUUUCUCUUGUAUCUCCCGGCACCCACAGAUUUCAUUGUUUCUCCUGGGAAACUCCCAUAAUUUGUAUGGCCAUUGAACUUUAUUUUGAAUAAUUGUCAUAUACAUGGAUAAAUAAGUCUUGCAUAUUUGUCUGACAUUACCCAGGUUGCCAGAAUUUCAACCCAUCUAUCUCCGCAUCCUGGCAAUUCACAGCCUGAUUCAAGGGGUGUGUGCAGCUGCUGUUUGCGCAGACCAGCUGAAUGCUGAACGAAUUAUCUAGCUAACCUAGCUGAUGUCAGAAUGUCAGUGCAGGAUGGCACUCCACUGAAAAAACAGAUGCAUAUGCAAAGUUGGACUGAACAGUUUCCAUUUAUAUCUGCAAAUCACCAGGAUAGUGCCCGUGACAAUGAUGUUUUGUCAUAACAUAAAUAGAAGGAAUGUGGCAGGUAUGCAUUAGAUGAAAAGCAACAUCAGUCCUGGGAUAUUAUUGCCAAACCUGAUGGGAGGUUUUAAGUGUGAAUUUGUUUCUUGCAGGAAAAUAUAUAUAAUUCGUGUUUCAUGUACAUCCUUUUGGUACUUGGGUUGUAGUUCCUUGGAUAGGUGUAUCAUGUUUGGAGUUAGUCAAAUUACAAUAUGUAAAACAUUAAUCUAUCAAAUUAAGGAUUAUAAAGGAAUUGUUAAGCAUUUCACUUUUUACUUUAUUAGAUUUUAUAUGUGACUGAAGAAAUAUAGUUAUUUGUACUGUAAGGGCAGUAAAAUUGUGCAAUUUUUAAAGCAGCCAUUUACAGCUGAGAUUAAUGGUUGUAUAUCUUGAAUUAACUUAUUGAAUAAUCAUAUCAGUGGAAUGUUCAUUUCAUAGUUUUUUUUUUUUAGUGAUCAGUCUCAGUGCAGUACCAUAUUUAAGGUUUCUGUUCAGGGAAAGAAAUGAGAUUGCUGGAUAUUACUUGAAUAUGAUAAUACAGGCAAGAUGACAUAAAUCUGGUAUUACCAAAGUUAAUGAAUUGGUAAACUAAUUUGAACGCGCUAACUCACUAUUUCGUAGCUGCAGGCCAGUCACAGUGCCCAUGCUGACCCCUCUCCAAACGCCCCUACACUGGGCAUGCAACUGUCAAAACUGCGUCUCUAUGCAUUGUGUGUCAUGACACAUUAUUCCUAUGAUCAUCAUUGAAAUUGUGUGUCAUUUGUGCCACAGUGCCCUUUUGUAGCUGUGUACCACAUUGGAUAGCCUUUAUUUACAUCUCACAACGAUGAGUCUUGGCUGCCCAGCACCCUAUGUGGGGAUUGUGGUUUUUCCCUACUUGGACCACUCUCAGUAGUUACUCACCAUGGCUGACCGUGAGGUCCCCACAAGCCUUAAUGUUUCGGACAUACUCUGAUCAUAAUAAUGUGGCUCAUGUCAAGGUCACUCAUAUCUUUAUUUCUGCCCAUUUCUUUUGCAUUUAACAUUUCUACGACGAGUACUGAAUGUUAGCUUACUGUCCUUGAUAUGUACUGUUUUUACGAGACGAUCAAUAUUAUUCACUUAUUGGUGGUUGUAAGAUUUUGGCUCAUUGGUGUAUGUGCUCAUACACUGAAGCUUCAUUUCCUAUAAGACAAAAUUAAAUCCAAAUUGUUUGA